This is a messenger RNA of Mytilus trossulus (common blue mussel), 897 nucleotides long. Its product is annotated as C-type mannose receptor 2-like. The record is from RefSeq and is a predicted model, not a curated record. Bases 1 to 897 code for a protein of 298 amino acids. Lineage: Eukaryota; Metazoa; Mollusca; Bivalvia; Mytilida; Mytilidae. Gene Ontology annotation, molecular function: signaling receptor activity. The transcript is spliced from 9 exons.
AUGCAUCACAUGUGUUCUUAUUACAGCUACAAUGGUGAUGAUAAACUAUGUUUGAUUCAUUCAAACCGCGAAGAGGAUACCACACUUAUAACAGAUUCAAAAUGGCAGAUGUACGAGCCAGUAUUAAACUGUCCCCCUGAUUGGAAUUUGUUUGAAGGCAACUGCUACUUCUUCAGUCAAGACGAAAAAUCUUGGGAUGAUGCUAAGGUUUAUUGCGUAGAACAACAAAGCAUGCUGGUAGAGGUGAUGUCCGAGAAUGAGAAUAAUUUCUUGAAAGGAAAGGCUGCAGAACACCAAUCAUCUUUCUGGAUAGGUGCAACAGAUACUAAAACUGAAGGUGUUUGGUUAUGGGGCACGAGUCAGACAGUGGUUACGUUUACUGACUGGAAUAAACCUCCAGAUAAUCACAGAGGAAACCAGGAUUGUGUACAACUUCAAAAUUCAGAGGAGUACGGAUGGGAUGACAGCUAUUGUGAUACCAAUUUCCGUGGAUCUCGUUUAUGCAGCUACAAUGGUGAUGAUAAACUAUGUUUGAUUCAUUCAAACCGCGAAGAGGAUACCACACUUAUAUCAGAUUCAAAAUGGCGGAUAUAUGAGCCAGACUGUCCUCCUUCUUGGGAUUUGUUUGAAGGCAACUGUUACUUGGUCAGUCAAGACCAAAAAUAUUGGCAUGAUUCAAAGGUUUAUUGUGAGGAACAACAAAGCAUGCUGGUAGAGGUGAUAUCCGAGAAUGAGAAUAAUUUCUUGAAAGGAAUGGCCGACGAAGACAUGGCAUUUUAUUGGAUUGGUGCAACAGAUAUUGACACGGAAGGUGUUUGGAUAUGGGACAAAAGUCAGACAGUGCUUACGUUUACUGGCUGGUUUCCAGGUCAACCAGAUAGCAAUUUUAAUAAUUAG